This is a messenger RNA of Arachis duranensis, 1873 nucleotides long. Its product is annotated as protein SHI RELATED SEQUENCE 1-like. NCBI's taxonomy places the organism in Eukaryota, Viridiplantae, Streptophyta, Magnoliopsida, Fabales, Fabaceae. Gene Ontology annotation, cellular component: nucleus. Gene Ontology annotation, molecular function: DNA binding; DNA-binding transcription factor activity. The transcript is spliced from 3 exons. The record is from RefSeq and is a predicted model, not a curated record. The coding region runs from base 590 to 1621 and encodes 343 amino acids. Gene Ontology annotation, biological process: positive regulation of DNA-templated transcription.
CUCACACUCACAUGAGACACACACAGAGACAUACUCUCUCUCUCUCUCUCUCUCUCUCCUCAAGUCUUGAGUGUGCUUCACUGCAACAACAAAACCAACCCCGUCUGAAUUGCUCUUGUAGGAUAUAGUGAGAUACAGUCUACAGUUACAGUCUAAAAGCAAGAGAGAGAGAGAUGGUUGGAUUGGUGACCACAAUUCAUAAAUGAUAGUUGAACAGUAGAGUGGAUGGGUGCAGUUACCAUGGCGGCGUAGCAGAGAGAGAGAGAGGGGCUCUAAUUCCGUGCCAUAAUUGCCUUUGAUUUGGAGAAACUAAAACUGCAACUGCAGCUACUGCAAGAGAAUUGAUCAGCCAGCAGCAACAUACACCAAACCCAACAUCCUGUUUUCUUUGGUCAUUUUAUUCUUUGAAAGCUGUAGUAGGACGAUGUUUGGGUUAAACAGAAACACUAGUACGUAAUAGUAUGCGAUUGAAUACAAGUUGGUGCGAGCUGAGUGCACUAGUAUUUUAAAGAUUCGCGAAGGUUCUAUCUGCUAUGGAUGAUAUUAUCUCUGAAUUGGGGAUAGUUUCAGCUUUUGGGUGCAACAACAAAUGGCUGGGUUCUUCUCUCUAGGUGGAAGGGGAGCUGGCCCACACAGCAACAAGGAAGAAGAAGGAGAAAGAGUAGCAGAAAAACAUCAUCAAGACCAUCACAACAGCAAUAGCCUAUUCUUGUUCAGGAACAACGAGGAGGUGUACAACAAAGGAGGAUUCGAGAUAUGGCCGCAGCCCUACCACCAAAACCAAGGUUUCAGCAACUACUACUCGUUUGGGGUGGGUCCUAGUACUCAUCAACCUAGAAGGAACCACAACAACAACGACAACUCCAACAACAACUCCAACGACGAAGGCGUCUCCUUCUGUGUCUCGGAUGAGUCGACGAGAUUUGGACUGACGAUGAUGAGGUCCUCCGGUGGUGGUGGAGGCACGGGGAGCGGCGGCGGUGGCGGUGGCGUAAACUGCCAGGACUGCGGGAACCAAGCAAAGAAAGACUGUGCUCACCUGAGAUGCAGGACUUGUUGUAAGAGCCGAGGGUUUCAGUGCCAAACCCACGUGAAGAGCACUUGGGUUCCUGCCGCAAAACGCCGUGAACGACAGCAACAACUCGCUGCCUUGCAGCAACAGCACUUGCACAGUGCAGACACUUCUUCUAAACGACACAGAGACACUCAUCCAGCUCUUGACACUCUUCCUUGCGCUCCUCCUGUUCCCACCAUCACCACCACAGGGUUGGAACUGGGUCAAUUCCCUUCAGAAGUAAGCUCAUCAGCGGUGUUUAGGUGUGUGAAAGUUAGCGCAAUAGACAGUGUAGAUGAACAGUAUGCAUAUCAAACCGCUGUCAACAUCGGAGGCCAUGUUUUCAAGGGAAUUCUCUACGAUCAAGGUCCCCAAGGACUUUACACUACUGCCGUUGUUGCCGAGGGUUCUUCCGCUGGAGGAGGAGCUGAACCUCAACAACAACUCAGCCUCAUAACAGCUGCAACCACCACCGCUGGGAACCCCUUUGACCCUUCUUCACUUUACCCGGCUCCCCUCAACGCUUUCAUGGCUGGUACGCAAUUCUUCCCACCACCAAAGUCCUAACAUACACACCUGCACUCUCCCUAGCUAACUCUCUCGGAGUAACACCAUUGAAUUUCUAUCCAGCCUUGUUAUUUGGAAAAACGGUUAUGAGAGUCUAUGACCAUGACCAAGUUAAAAGGGGCCGCGAGGAUGUUUGUUACUUUGUUUUAUGUUAUCGAAAUGCCAAUGUCAAUUCAGGUUUUCAUGAUUUAUCUCGGCAUUAGACCCACUUUUCAUAUAAAAAUGAUUUUGAAUUUGAUUUCUCCAAUUGUA